Molecule: messenger RNA, 547 nt
Organism: Drosophila grimshawi
Lineage: Eukaryota; Metazoa; Arthropoda; Insecta; Diptera; Drosophilidae
Gene: ND-13A
Product: NADH dehydrogenase [ubiquinone] iron-sulfur protein 6, mitochondrial
Exons: 3
Coding region: 73-453 (126 amino acids)
Biological process (GO): mitochondrial electron transport, NADH to ubiquinone
Source: RefSeq, a predicted model, not a curated record
GAUAAUUUAUUGGCGCAUCUCUAAAACAUAGCAAAAUUUAGGCAACAAAUUUUGAAGAGCUAACAGCAUAAAAUGGCCAGCAAGCAGUUGAUAAACCGCUUAAGCACAGUUGGAUGCCGUGGCCAGAAUUGGCUAACGCCAUUGGCCGUCGUGCGCAACUCGAGCACACGCGACGACAUCCAGACUGUCACCCACACUGGCCAGGUGUUCGACAAGGACGACUAUCGCAAUGUGCGCUUCACGAAUGCCAAGCGCUAUGUGAACGAGAACUGGGGCAUCAAGCUCAUCGACGAGCAGCGUCCCAUUGAGACCACGGAGCGCGUUGUCUACUGCGACGGUGGAAACGGGCCACUCGGCCAUCCUAAAGUCUACAUCAAUCUGGAUAAACCUGGCAAUCACAUCUGCGGCUAUUGCGGCCUGCGUUUUGUGAAGAAGGAUGACCAUCAUCAUUAGAGGCUGCUGUGGAAACUAGUUGAAGCUGUUGAAUAUACUAUUACAAAAUAAUAAUAAAACCUAGAACUACCGCGAUAAUUGACGGCACUUCAAA